Mesorhabditis spiculigera is the source of this 489-nucleotide messenger RNA. Lineage: Eukaryota; Metazoa; Nematoda; Chromadorea; Rhabditida; Rhabditidae. The record is from the annotation of a GenBank genome assembly.
AUGCCUCCUCGUGUUCCCGAUCAAGAAGUUCCGGCCCCCGAGGCGCCAUACCGUGUGCCUCCGCCGCUCGAGAUCGACGAUAUCAUUGGACUUCGGCGCGCUCGCCUCCAUGGGCCGGAGUUGGUGGACGCGCAGCAGCUGCCUCCCGGCAACCGCCUCGAGGAGGCGCAGUCUGAUUCUUGCGGUUGGCAGAACAUUGUCGCGCAAUUCGUCCCGGUGCAGUGGCGUUUUAUUUUGCUGCGCCGUGCCAUCAACCGUCGCAACCAGCUGCUACUUAUGGUGGGGCAAGCAGGCCUUGUCAAUUACAUCGACCAGAACGCUCUGCAAUACGAUCGGGCCAUGGGCCGUUUGGUGCGGCUCGUCGCUACGGUCGGCGAGCACCGCACUCAGCCCGCCUACCGGCGCCUCCAUCGUGCGGCGUCUGGAUGGGUGCAUAAGAUCCGCAUCCUGAUGGCGGAGCUCCGCCAGAUGGUUACCGCUCUCUUUGAA